GCGAGCCAUGCGAUCGUGCACAACUGUCAUCGUGAUCGACGACAGCGACGACGGCUAUAUCGCAUCCGACAAGUCCGCCUGCCCCAAGGAGAACGUCGACCCGUGGGAUAUCCCAGAUCCAGAGAAAGACCGCCCCUUCAAGAUCCAGUCUCUCGACCCGCGUGGGUCGCAGAAUGCGUGCGAGGAGUGCUACGCGCAGAAGGAGGUCCUCUUCCCAUGGAUGACCUGGCAGCAGUUCCUCGACUUGGGCAAGGACGUGCCUGACUUCCACCAUGUGUGCGAUAAGGCUAUGGAGGUGGCAGCUGGCAAACGGAAGAGGGAGACGAUGGAGCAGGACAUCAGUAAGGUCGCCCACAUCGGUUGCCGCAUCGAGCAGGAGGCCGAGCUUGCGACCGAACAGGUGAUCAAGAGGCGUUGCAGCGGGGUCACUCCGAAGUGCCUCGGGAUGAACCCCGUGGAGCUCCUGGACAAGAACGGCAUUGAGGUUGCGUCCGGUUACCCUGUGGCCGUCGAGGGGGCGCCGCAGAAGAUCUACUUCUACACCGACAUCGCCGUGAAGAGGGGUAUUCCAGUGAUGGGUUCGCGUGAAAACGUGAACGACGUGCAGAUCGCGCCGAACGUCAAGCGGGCCUUCGACAUCGAUGACUUCGGAGGCGGCAACAUGCGAAUUCCGAGUGGUUUGAAGACGUGGGACCAGCUUGAAAUACGCAGCAGGACCAUCAGGCAGAAGCGCGACGAGCUGACUAAUAAGAGGUCUGCUGAGAAAGGCAAGCCAACUAAAAAAGGUGAUGGUGACGACGCGAGCUUCAAUGACGACGGUUCUGACUAUGAAGGCAUUGAAGGGUCUCCUGGAGCUGCUGCUUCGACCGCGGCUCCGCCGAGCACCCCUGGCUCCCAGCGGGAUUCUUCUCGAUUUGGUGAUCAGCCGAAGUCCGUAUCGAAGGCGUCCGCAUCGGGUUCGAAAGACCGAUUGCCGUCACCAAGUCCUCCUGCCCGUUGGGAUGAACCUGGUGCGAUCAAGGCCAGCGAGAAGGAUGGCACUUUGAAGAAGACGGCUGGAGGCUACUACGUCAAAACCCCGAAGUACUGGAUAAAAGUCCUCGACUUGGCGCAGGGCGCAGGUGGCAACACCAUGUCCAAGGAGGUCGACCAGGCCAAGCUUUGCCGCACAAGGGAGGGCAAAACCACGGAUGCCGACAGGCUUGAGAAGCACAUCGAUUUGUUCAACGACAGCCUGAAGCUUUCACCAUCGCAAGUCCAUCUCAUGUCCGACGACGCGCUGAGGAUCCUGAUCGAAAAGCUGGAGCAAGUCAGACCGCAACCAGCGUGGCUGCCCGAGACGAAGCAGGGUCUGACAUUGAGGAAAUUCCAGUCUUUGUCUGACCUGACGCUGCGGCUCUCCUCAAACAGCGAUCCCACGUGGACCGAGCUCGUCUGCGCACUCGACCCGAUCGGCAACAACAAGAAACACACCUUCGAUAUGCUCAACCCGUCGUACCACGCGAUCGUGAAGCAAGUUGGGAAGACGGCUUACUACGACUUCGCAAAGGAGGAGUACUUCGGCAAGGUCAUCCUCAAGCUCCUGUGCAUGAACAGCGCUGAGGGGGACCGUAGGCUCAGGGAGAUGGGCGUCGAAGCGAAGAAGGUGUUCAGUUUGCCAGAGGACUUGCAGCUGGAGGGCUGGGUGGUGGCCGACGACUUCUUCUCGAUGAUCGCGCCGUCGCUGGCCAAUUGCCAUCGCGCGCAGACCUUGCUUGCAGAAUACGUCAAGCCGAACGCGAAGUACGACGAGUACUACCAGGAGGUGAAGGCCAUGCUGAACAAGAUGGAGCUCGCAGCGAAGAGUGGUGAGCGCGAGACGCCUCCAGUGUUGACGAACGUCUGCGCCAAGCUGUUGGGCUGGGAGCAGUGCAUGCCCAAGGGCUCCUGCAGUCGGGUCAGGGACUUGCUCUGGACGCAGGUGAUGAGCACCUAUCAGGCCCAGGCUGGCCACAGCGAGGAGUCGAGCCCAGAAGAGUCCAGGGAUAUCACAUCGGAUCGCAUGACUACGAUCACUGAGCUGAAGGGGUUGCUUACAACUGCCAGGGAAGUGUUCGUUGAUAGGGUCGAGCUGAGGGGCUACAUCGAGAAGUUGAACCGCGUUAUCGGCUCAUUCGAUCAGGAAAAGAGGGUAACAUAUAUCAACGACAUGUGCAUCGAUUACCAGACCACGAAGGACAUCAAGACGUUGGUCAGGCUGGAGAACGUGCUGGGCCAGCUCCAGGAAGGGGAGGUCCUUCCCCAGGCAGCCCUCGUCUCCAUCUCGAAUGCGGUCAAUCACGCUUCGCAGCACAUGAUCGAGGUGGCCAAGAGGGACAGCGAGCAGGCCCCAGGAGAGUCUUCAGACACGGAUGGCAAGCACGUCGAUGCGGUCUACCUCAUUACGAGCGCUGUCGGACGGAUGGUACCCUUCCUCAAGGCGAGCACGGAACAUAUCAUGAUCAAGCGUGGCAAGUACGCCGAGGGCAUUGUGGCUACAGCAAAGAACUUCGUCAACAUGACGGAGGUGACCAAGUGCGUGAUGGCGAUGGGCCCAGACGCGGAUGCACGGUCCAAGUCAGAGCAGUGCAUGCCUCGCUUGCUGGAGCUCGGUCGGGCCUUGACCUCCUUCGAGAGUGCGAUCCAGACGUGGAAGGGGGACGGCGGAGACCCGAACUUCGGUCGCAGCGAGUGCGAGCGCUCCGUGCAGACCAAGCAGGAGGUCGCCACGGCGUUCAUCAAGAACCUGAAGGAGAAUAACCUCAAUGCCAUGCAGGACGCGGAUAAGAUCUACGGCAUGAAGGGCUCGACGGUGCCGACUUGGCACGAUGGCCUGAGUGCCGACGUGAAGUGGGCUGGGCUGAUCGAGACGAAGCAGGCUAGCGACUUCCACGCGAAUGUGUGCCUGGACGCACUGAAGGCCAAAUGCGAGGAGGUUUGCCAGGUCUUGCGCCAGCACGACGACAUGUUCGCGUCCGUGAAAAUGCUUGUCGUCAAAUGGGACGAGAUGAUGCAGCUACGAGCGGACCUGAGCGUGCUAUACACGGAGCUCCUCAUCCUGGACAAGGCUGGCAAUUCGAAUAUCCAGAAGGCAGAGCUCCGCAGGCACGCCAUGGCCGCCAAGGCGUUCUGUCAGGACAUGGGCGGCGAACAGGCCGCGAAGGCGGUCUUCGCCCCCAUCGCCAUGAAGAUGAAGCUUGCGCUUCAGGGCAAGGCCUAG
This is a messenger RNA of Prorocentrum cordatum, 3238 nucleotides long. The record is from the annotation of a GenBank genome assembly. NCBI's taxonomy places the organism in Eukaryota, Dinophyceae, Prorocentrales, Prorocentraceae.